This is a messenger RNA of Eleginops maclovinus (Patagonian blennie), 3006 nucleotides long. RefSeq names its product G patch domain containing 1 (gene gpatch1). Lineage: Eukaryota; Metazoa; Chordata; Actinopteri; Perciformes; Eleginopidae. Gene Ontology annotation, molecular function: RNA binding. Gene Ontology annotation, cellular component: nucleus. Gene Ontology annotation, biological process: mRNA processing. Bases 259 to 2922 code for a protein of 887 amino acids. The record is from RefSeq and is a predicted model, not a curated record. The transcript has 18 exons.
GAUUUUUUUAUUGACUAACUUUGAAGAAUUUGUGAAAAAAAGUAAAACAUUUUGAGAAAAAAGUUUAAAACAUUUGGAGAAAAAAGUUUACAAUAUAAUAAUAAUCAUUAAUUGUAUCAUCUAACAAACACUACCUGUCAACGUGGUAGUUCCAGUUCUCCUCCACCAGGUGUCGCCUUUUCGUCCACGCGACUGAUUCCCCUUCGCGUUUCCCCUGUGAAGUGUGCCCCCCCGCGGCUCCUGUAGUCGUAGUAAACCAUGGCGUCUGAUAGUGAAGAGGACUUCGUGAGUUACGGGGUUCCUCUGGAGCCUCUGGAAGAAGACGAGCCGAGGAAGAAGCCGGUGCCGCUGCACGAUCAGACGGUGAAGGACGAGAAGGGACGGUUUCAGAGGUUUCACGGGGCGUUCACUGGAGGCUUUUCAGCGGGAUAUUUCAACACUGUGGGCACUAAGGAAGGCUGGGCCCCGUCAACAUUUGUGUCGUCACGGGAACAGAAAUCUGAGAAGCAAAAUGCCCGACCGGAAGAUUUCAUGGACGAAGAGGACUUUGGCGAGCACGGCAUCGCCCCCAGUCAGAUCAGCACUUCUCAGGAGUUCACGUCGAGCCGCAGAGACAAAACCAGAGAGACCGCGAGAGCCGUCAACGCUCAGAGCGCCCUGAUCCCCGGAGACACCACGCUGAAGCAGCUCAUCGCUCCCACACGGUCAUCCGUCGGGGUGGAGCUGCUGCGCAGGAUGGGCUGGAGGGAGGGGCAGGGCGUCGGACCGCGGGUGAAGAGGAAACCCCGUAGGCAGCUGACGGACGGCUCUCUGCUGCCUCCUGCUGGAUCAGAGGAGUCUGAUGAUGACGAUGAGUUUGCCCCGGAGAACGUGACCUUUGCCCCCAAAGACGUGACCCCGGUAGAUUUCAGGCCCCGGCUGGGGGUGCAGGGUCUGGGUUACCGGGGUCUGGACCCGGGCCGGGCUCUGCAGGGCCGAGCGGCGCCGGAUCACAUCGACCUGUUCAGACCUCAGUCUGAGGCCAGGAGUCGGCUGUUCGGAGGAGCCGAGAGAGGAGCGAGGAGAGGAGGCGUCGCCGGACAGGCGUUUGGCAUCGGGGCUCUGGAGGAUGACGAUGAUGAAGAGGUGUAUCAUCGGGACUCCAUGUCCCGGUACGACACGGUGCUGGGGGGGGAGGAGCCGGGCGACGGCCUGUACGGCUGGACGGCUCCGCAGCAGUACACCAAAAAGAGAGACAAAAGCAAAGACGCAGCGUACCUGGGAAAAAUCCUGGAGGGGUUUACUCUGGCCCAAAAAACCCAGGAGCUGAAAACAAUCUUCCCCCCGCCCUCCCUGCCUCGAGACUUCCGUCCCGUCCAUCGUUUCCGUCCCGCUGUGGACGUCUCCCACCUGUCGGGGGUGAGUCCGGCCCUGGCUCAGGCUCUGAGGGCCUCCAGGGGCCACAUGGUGACAGAGGAGCUCCAGCAGGGAGGCCGUCACCAGCUGGACUCCGGCCAGAGGAGGGCGCUGCUGGGGGAGGACGCCCUGCAGGGUCCCAGUUCAGUCCUGGAGCUCCUGAAGCCUGAAGACAGGGAGCGUCUGCUGUCCCUCCGAGCCUCCGCCGGCGUCCUCCCCCCCAACCCCACCCCGCCAACCUUUUCCCAUGAUGCCUUGCGGCCUCCGGCUGCGGGGGGCGGCCUGCAGCAGGAGGCUCUGACGGCAUGGAGGGGGGCUCAGGCGUCCAAUCAGACCUUCAAACCGUUUGACAAGAACCCGAGCAAGCAGGCACGCUACGAGCUGUACGUGAACCGCCUCAAGCAGGGGGACAAAGACGGUCUGGAGCAGAGUCUCGACCCCGGGAUGACGGAGUGGGAGCGCAGCAGGGAACGGGAUGAGUUUGUGCGAGCCUCCAUCCUCUACCGACCGUCCUCCUCCUUCCUGUCGUCCCGCUUCACCAGAGCCAAGAGCGGGGAGGAAGAGGAGAAGGAGGAAGGUGUGGAGGUCAGCAAGGACCAUGAGGUUGUCGUGGACGACCAGCAGGCGGCGGUGAACAUGAAGAUGUUCGGGAAACUGACGAGAGAAACGUUUGAGUGGCAUCCGGACAAACUGCUCUGCAAGAGGUUCAACAUCCCAGACCCUUACCCUGGCUCUGGGUUUGUGGGUCUCCAUAAAGUGAAGAGGGACAAGUUCUCGGUGUUUAACUUCCUGACGGUGACGGAGAGCAGAGACUCAGCAGCUCCUCCUAAGCCUCCGGACUUGGGGAGGAGGUCCAGGUGGGACGUGUCGCAGCAGAAGAAGGAGGAGCAGAAGCAGAGCGACCCGCUGACAGAGCUGCUCAGCGCCGCGAGAAACCAGACGGAGAGCCGAGCAGAUCUGACCUCCGGCACCGAGAGACGGCCUGCAGAGACAGAGGCCGAGAGGAAGUCAGAGGAUCCAGACGAGAAGAAAGCAGGAGGAGAGGAGGAAGAGGAGGAACAGGAGGAGGAGAGCCGGCUUCCAUUGGAUCUGUUUAAAGCCAUCUUCGCCAGCUCCUCUGAUGAAUCCUCUUCUUCAUCAGAGGAGGAGACUAAUGAGGAGGAGCAGGAGGGAAGAGAGGAACCGGAAGUAAAGGCUGAGACGCAACUCUUCAACAUCAGCUCCUUUUCCUCUUCCAUCACCUCCUCCAUCACCCCCUCUAUCACCUCCUCCAUCACCUCCUCUACUUCCAGUCAACAGCAGCACGUCAGGGGACGAGCCUCCCGGGAGGAGAAGGGCAGCCAGAGGAGCAAAGACAAGAAACACAAAGACAAGAAGCAGCACAAACACAAGAAGGAGAAGAAGAAGAAGAAAGGGAAGAAGCAGAAACACAAGGAGAAGAGGAAGGAGGACAGCGACGAGGACACAGUGUCGACUCAGGAGCUGCUCCGGAGACUGAAGAACGUGAAGUCCCGUGAGACCUGGUGACGAAAUGAAGCGUCCUCUGUGAGGACCUCAGGCCUCAUUUUACACAACAUGUUGUGUUUGAAUCAAUAAAACUGUUGUCAUUAA